Messenger RNA from Beauveria bassiana ARSEF 2860, 2025 nucleotides. RefSeq names its product Riboflavin synthase-like beta-barrel. Gene Ontology annotation, cellular component: cytosol. NCBI's taxonomy places the organism in Eukaryota, Fungi, Ascomycota, Sordariomycetes, Hypocreales, Cordycipitaceae. The record is from RefSeq and is a predicted model, not a curated record. The coding region runs from base 1 to 2025 and encodes 674 amino acids. The transcript is spliced from 4 exons. Gene Ontology annotation, molecular function: flavin adenine dinucleotide binding; FMN binding; NADPH-hemoprotein reductase activity.
AUGACUGCCGCGCAGCCAAGGACCGUGCUGGUCCUGUACGGCUCCGAGACGGGCAACGCGCAGGAAUUGGCCGAGGAGCUGGGAAGGACAUGCCAGCGCCUGCAUUUUCAAAGCACCGUCGAAGAGAUGAGUGCCGUGACACUGCGAGCGCUGCUGCAAAAUGAACUUGUCAUCUUUGUCAUUUCUACCACGGGGCAAGGUGAUAUGCCGCACAACUCAACUCUAUUCUGGAAGAGGCUCCUUCAGAGAAAACUACCGGCAGACUGCCUGGCGCCGGUUCAAUACACGUGUUUUGGGCUCGGUGAUAGUACAUAUCUCAAAUUCAACUGGGCUGCGCGCAAAUUGAUCCGGCGUUUGGGCCAGCUGGGCGCCUCGGCAUUUUACGACACAUUCGAGGCUGACGAGCAGUUUCCUGAUGGCAUCGAAGGGUCGUUCUCUCGCUGGUCAAGCGGGCUCUCCAAGCACUUGUUGGAGAAGCAUCCACACCCCGAUGGACUAAAGCCCAUCCCCGAAGAUGCCAUCCUUCCACCUCGCUGGUCAUUGGAACCAGCUCUUCGGGAGAUUGUGGCCGCCACCUCUGAGCCCCAAGUGAACGGCGACUCCCCCGCCCAACGGUCCUUGCCCGCUACGCCUCCAAUAGACCUCCUCCCCGUUCCUGACGGCUGGACAGCCACCCUCGCCGCCAACACGCGGACCACCCCCGAGUCUCAUUGGCAAGACGUCCGCCUCGUCUCCUUCGACAUCCCGCCUCGACCUAGCACCACUCCAUCUUCCUUCGGCGGCCAAGCUACCACGUCCGAACCCCUCCGGUGCCAGCCCGGCGACUGCCUCACCAUCUACCCCAAAAAUUUUCCCGAAGACGCUCAGCGGCUCAUCACCCUCAUGGGCUGGGACGCCAUCGCCGACGCGCCCCUCGACCUGUCCCGAUGCGCCGCGCUUCCCCGCGGCCUCUUUGCCCCGCCGCAGACGACCCUGCGCAGUCUGCUCCUGCACAAUGUCGACGUGACAGCCAUCCCGCGCCGCUCGUUCCUCAAGAGCAUGUCCUUCUUCUCCGACGACGCCUACCACAGAGAGCGCCUGCUCGAGUUCACCGCGCCCGAGUACGUGGACGAGUACUUUGACUAUGCCACGCGCGCGCGCCGCACCAUCAUCGAGGUACUCGAGGAGUUUACGUCGGUGCGGCUGCCCGCCGCGCGGCUCCUCGACAUCUUCCCGCUGAUUCGCGGUCGCGACUUUAGCAUUGCCAACGGAGGAGAGCAGCUGCGCCAUCCCGCGGCAGCACCCACGUCGCAGAAUGGAACUGCCGUUGCCGCCGCCGCCGCCGCCGCCACUACGCGCGUCGACCUGCUCGUCGCCCUCGUCCGCUACCAGACCGUCCUGCGCAAGCCCCGUCAGGGCCUCUGCUCGCGCUACCUCGCGGACCUGCCCGUCGGCGCCACCCUCACCGUCACCAAAAAGGACGUGCAGUCGCCCAUCCACGGCGCCGCCCACGCCCGCCGGCCGCUCAUCGCCAUGGCCACCGGCACUGGCGUCGCGCCCGUCCGCAGCCUCAUCCACGAGCGUCUGACGCACGACGCCAUCGGGCCCAUGCUCCUCUUUUUCGGAAACCGCAACCGCGCCGCCGACUACUUUUUCGAGACGGAGUGGGCGGUCCUAGGCAGCGAAGCGGCGGCGGCGGCGGCGGCGGAGGACAAAGGCAAUAACGACGACGACGACGACGACGACGACGAUGAUGACGGCCGACGACGACGACGGUUGCUCACCAUCUUUCCCGCCUUCUCGCGCGACCAGCGCCAAAAGGUCUACGUGCAGGACCUCGUGAGGCGCGAGGCGGCCGCGCUGGCGAGGCUCAUCCCGCAGAGACCCAUCUUUGCCGUGUGUGGCGGGUCGUCGCGCAUGGCCGAGGCGUGCAAGGCGGCUGUGUGGGAGCCGUUCUUGGCGGGCGACGACGACGAUGACGAUGCGGCCCGGGAGGAGCGCAAGAGGAUGCUCGACGCGGUAACGUGGUGGCAGGAGAUUUGGUAG